Messenger RNA from Ordospora pajunii, 534 nucleotides. RefSeq lists its product as uncharacterized. Gene Ontology annotation, biological process: endoplasmic reticulum to Golgi vesicle-mediated transport. Gene Ontology annotation, molecular function: SNAP receptor activity. The transcript has a single exon. Gene Ontology annotation, cellular component: Golgi apparatus. The record is from RefSeq and is a predicted model, not a curated record. Lineage: Eukaryota; Fungi; Microsporidia; Ordosporidae. The coding region runs from base 1 to 534 and encodes 177 amino acids.
AUGGGAAUGAUUUCGCUGAUAGUUUUUGAUGUGAACAGCGGAGAUAUCCGAAAGAAGGUGUUUAGCCUCGGGCAGUUUUCGUUUUUUACGCGAGGAAAGGUGAAGGAGACGGUGACUUUUAUUUCGCAUGAACUUGCUAAGAGACUGGAGACAUACAAAUUCCAAGAGUAUGUGCAUAAGUUUAAUGAAGAGAGCUACAAGCUGUUUACGAUGGUGCAGGGAGAUCAAGCAUAUGUUGCAUGCUCGAACUUUGAAUAUCCAGGAGCGGUUGCAUUAAAGUUUCUUGAGGAGGCGAAGAAUGGGAACAUUGAGAAGCUGAUUGAGGAGUAUCAGGAUCCCACGUCGAAGCAUAUUUUGCAUCAAGUGCAGAAAGAGGUUGAGGAGACACGAGGAGUUCUGUCGAAGACAUUGAUUGCGGUGCUUGAGAGGGAUGACAAGAUAGAGGAUCUUGUUGCAAAGUCUGAGCACCUGCGGUAUGAGACAAAAAUGUUUUUUAACAGUGCGAAGAGCAAGAACAGGUGCUGUGGCUCGUGA